AUGGAGCUGCAGGACCGGCCCGACAAGCCCGGGGACGUUGGGUGUAAGGAGCACGCCAGCCUGGCCUCACUCCUCAAGCAUUCGUGUCUGCUGUGCUGGAGCUCCUCACCCCGCGGCCCGGAGCCACUGGAGAUGGACGAGAGGGUGGUCAGCAAGACGGCCGAGCUCAGAGUAAGAAGACCGCAGCACCUGGCCCUGGUCCACGACUCCGUGAAGCUGAUCAAGUUCGCGGACGACACCACCCUCAUUGGACUCAUCUCCAACAACGAUGAGUCCGCCUACAGGAGGGAGGUGGACCGGCUGGUGUCCUGGUGCAGUGGUAACAACCUGGAGCUGAACGCCCAGAAGACAGUGGAGAUGAUUGUGGACUUCAGGAAGAGCACUGUCCCCCCGCCCCCACCCUCCGUGAUGGACUCCCCCAUCACCUCUGUGGAGUCCUUCCGUUUCCUGGGCACCACCAUCACCCAGGACCUCAAGUGGGAGCCGACCAUCAGCUCCCUCAUCAAGAAGGCCCAGCAGAGGAUGUACUUCCUGCGGCAGCUCAGGAAAGCCAAGCUGCCUGCACAGAUGUUGGUGCAGUUCUACACGGCCAUCAUCGAGUCCAUCCUCACCUCCUCCAUCACCGUGUGGUUCGCUGGAGCCACAGUCAGGGACAAACAGAGACUACAGCGCAUUGUGCGCUCUGCAGAGGAAGUGAUCGGCCGCAGCCUUCCAUCGCUGCAGGACCUGCAGGAGGCUGCGGUCCAUCAGGACUAG
This is a messenger RNA of Knipowitschia caucasica, 756 nucleotides long. The record is from the annotation of a GenBank genome assembly. Lineage: Eukaryota; Metazoa; Chordata; Actinopteri; Gobiiformes; Gobiidae.